Cygnus atratus (black swan) is the source of this 631-nucleotide messenger RNA. RefSeq names its product TPD52 like 1 (gene TPD52L1). The coding region runs from base 14 to 631 and encodes 205 amino acids. The record is from RefSeq and is a predicted model, not a curated record. NCBI's taxonomy places the organism in Eukaryota, Metazoa, Chordata, Aves, Anseriformes, Anatidae. Gene Ontology annotation, biological process: positive regulation of MAP kinase activity; positive regulation of apoptotic signaling pathway. Gene Ontology annotation, cellular component: cytoplasm. The transcript has 7 exons.
GCCGUGCGGGGCCAUGGAGCCGCAGGCACGGGGUCUGUUGGAAACCCAGGCUUUGAAUGAGGCAGAUGAAGACAUGGUCACUGAUGUUGAUUUCACCAAUAUGAUCUCUGAAGAAGAAAAAGAAGAGUUAAAAAUUGAGCUGGCCAAGCUAGAGGAUGAAAUUUCAACUUUGCGGCAAGUAUUAGCAGCCAAAGAAAAGCACCUGGUUGAAAUUAAACAAAAGCUUGGCAUAAGCCUGAUGAAUGAACUGAAGCAGAACUUUAGCAAAAGCUGGCAUGACAUGCAGACAACUUCUGCUUACAAGAAAACACACGAGACCCUGAGCCACGCAGGACAUAAAGCAACAGCAGCUAUCAGCAAUGUAGGAACUGCUAUCAGCAAGAAGUUCGGAGAUAUGAGUUACUCUAUUCGCCAUUCCAUAAGCAUGCCUGCAAUGAGGAAUUCUCCAACUUUCAAGUCAUUCGAAGAGAAGGUUGAGACCACUGUCACAAGCCUUAAGACCAAGGUUGGUGGGACAAGUCACACUGGGGGCAGUUUUGAAGAAGUUCUCAGCUCUACAGCCCACGCCAGCGCCCAGAGCUCUCUCGCUGGCACCCGGCUUCCUGAGAGCGAAGAAGAGCUCCAGUGCUAG